Messenger RNA from Aethalodelphis obliquidens (Pacific white-sided dolphin), 2938 nucleotides. It is a transcript of the gene AP3M2, whose product is annotated as adaptor related protein complex 3 subunit mu 2. Gene Ontology annotation, biological process: intracellular protein transport; vesicle-mediated transport. The transcript is spliced from 9 exons. The record is from RefSeq and is a predicted model, not a curated record. Gene Ontology annotation, cellular component: clathrin adaptor complex. Bases 1288 to 2544 code for a protein of 418 amino acids. Lineage: Eukaryota; Metazoa; Chordata; Mammalia; Artiodactyla; Delphinidae.
AGUCCCGGUCUAGGGAGGUGGCCUGCUCCGGCCGGAGGGCUGGGGGAGGAGGGGACACUGUUGUCAUGGCGACGCAGGUGCGCAGACGUGCGACCCUUUUCAGCCUCGGAUCGUGCGCACACCUUAAUCCGCCCGCGUCUACCUCGCCCCAAGCUGCCUCCAUCCUCCCUGCGACCAGCGCAGAAAUAACCCUCGUUGGCAGCUGACUCUGCGCCGCCACAGCGUGGCUCCCCGGCCCCUCUCCCUCCCGCAGCCUCGUCGCCGGCAGAGGGAUUAAGCUCACCCUGAGGCACUUGGUACAACAGGCCUUCGCGAUUUGGCCACCUGGACCAGUUAGCGGAGUGGCCACAGCUGGGGUCCCGCGCGGCCGCCUCGUUUCUGGGGACUGGCACCGUAGAGAUGCCGCCGCCUGAGGGACCUGGGGGAUCCCCCCAGAGGGAUUUUUUUUAAAGGCAUCCAAUGUAGAGCCUUGUGCAUAACAUGUACUUAGAAAAUGGGGUCUGACUGGAUAAAUCAAGAUCACGACAGCUCUAUUCCGUGGACCAUCGCUAUCCAGUAGAAAUAGGCAGCGAUCCACAUACUGUGUAAUUUUACAUGUUUUAGUAAGCACAUUUAAAAAAUAAACCAGUUGAAUUAAUUUUUAUAUCUUUUAUUUACCCAAUAUAUCCAAAAUAUCAAUAUUAAGUAUAAUCCGUAUUAAGUUAAUAUUAUUAAUUGACUUAAUUAAUUGAUAUUAAAUUAUUGGUAAGCUAUCUUAAAUUCUUUUUUUUUUUUUUCCAUACAAAGCCUUCAAAAUCUGGUGCGUGUCUUACAUUCACAGCACAUCUCAGUUUGGACCAGCCACAUCUGAAGUACUCAGUGGCCCCAUUUGUCCGAUGUCUACUGUAUGAGACUACACAAACAUAACCAUUUCUUAUAGGUGUGUGUUGUUGCCAAAUACAUGAAACUCAUCAGUGUUCUUUGAAGCCCUCUUGUUACAAGGAGGCAACAAAAAACAUGAGGCAGGGGCUUUUUUUCUCAAGGAGCUGCCUGCCAGUCCAGUUGAGAAAAUAGACACUCAAAAAUUAAGUGGAAUUUUAAGUGGAUAUGAUUCAGGCAGUAGUAAAGAUGACAGUAUAUGAUUAGCUGACAAAUGAGAUGGCUGAUAAUUACCCUUAGGAAUUCUAGGGAGUGAUACUUCGGGCUCCUGCAAUAGCGGAAGACUUGGGUCUCGUCUUGGAAGAGUUGAGCGUUUGCAGAGGCUGUCGGACAGAAAAAGACUUUCCUCUCUCACUGACAGCCUCCACCAUGAUUCACAGCCUUUUCUUGAUCAACUCCUCUGGAGAUAUUUUCCUGGAGAAACACUGGAAGAGUGUGGUCAGCCGUUCUGUUUGCGAUUACUUUUUCGAGGCACAAGAGCGAGCAACUGAGGCUGAAAAUGUUCCUCCAGUUAUCUCCACCCCUCACCACUAUCUCCUAAGUGUUUACCGUCACAAGAUCUUUUUUGUGGCUGUGAUCCAGACGGAGGUGCCACCUCUGUUUGUCAUUGAGUUCCUUCACCGAGUAGUGGACACGUUUCAGGAUUAUUUUGGAGUCUGUUCAGAGCCCGUGAUAAAAGACAAUGUGGUUGUGGUUUAUGAGGUAUUGGAAGAGAUGCUUGACAACGGGUUUCCAUUGGCUACCGAGUCGAACAUCCUCAAAGAACUGAUAAAGCCGCCCACUAUCCUUCGAACGGUUGUCAACACCAUCACAGGAAGCACCAAUGUGGGUGACCAGCUUCCCACUGGGCAGCUGUCCGUGGUGCCUUGGCGACGGACUGGGGUGAAAUACACCAACAAUGAGGCCUAUUUUGAUGUGAUUGAAGAGAUUGAUGCCAUCAUUGAUAAAUCAGGGUCCACAGUCACUGCUGAGAUCCAGGGCGUUAUCGAUGCCUGCGUCAAGCUGACCGGAAUGCCCGACCUUACGCUUUCCUUCAUGAACCCCAGGCUGCUGGAUGAUGUCAGCUUCCACCCCUGCGUCCGCUUCAAGCGCUGGGAGUCCGAGCGCAUCCUCUCCUUCAUCCCUCCCGACGGCAACUUCCGCCUGCUCUCAUACCAUGUCAGUGCACAGAACCUGGUGGCGAUUCCAGUUUAUGUCAAACAUAACAUCAGCUUCCGGGACAGUAGUUCUCUUGGCCGCUUUGAAAUAACGGUGGGCCCUAAGCAGACUAUGGGGAAGAGCAUCGAGGGGGUGACGGUCAGCAGCCAGAUGCCCAGAGGCGUCCUGAGCAUGAACCUCACGCCGUCUCAGGGCACGCACACGUUUGACCCGGUCACCAAGAUGCUGUCUUGGGAUGUAGGAAAAAUAAACCCCCAAAAGCUCCCCAGUUUGAAGGGGACCAUGAGUCUUCAGGCUGGAGCUUCCAAACCCGAUGAGAACCCCACGAUUAACCUGCAGUUUAAGAUCCAGCAGCUGGCCAUUUCUGGACUCAAAGUGAAUCGUCUGGAUAUGUAUGGAGAGAAGUACAAACCCUUUAAGGGCAUAAAAUACAUGACCAAAGCUGGCAAGUUCCAAGUUCGAACCUGAAGGGAGAGUUCUGCAAAGGGAACAGUCGUGAACACUUUUUCAUUGCUUACUUGUCUAAAAGUAAAAACUGUCAGCGCUCUCCUAGGUCACUGCCCACUCUGGACCACCUGCUCCUGUUUUCCCAUAGCUACAGUGCCCCGGAGCUAACGCAGGGAGGCCGGGCCGCCAGGGAGGCCUGCGCAGAACCCACACACCAGCAGCACCAAGUCAGUUCUCAAAGCAGAGGCGUGCGAUGCAGGGGGAGGUACUUGAUGCCGUAUGUAACUACUUGUGACAUGGUUACCACAGGAAAAUACCAGCAUUUGUUACUCGCUUGGCUUUAAUUAUCUGAAGCUAAGGAAAGACGUCUUUAGUUUUUGUUUCUUUUUUAAUUUAUUUAUUUUAUUUUUAGUUA